CAUAUAAACUUGAGGUAGUGAAGCUGUAAUAACAUGAUUCAUCGUGAUUUCACCCUAAGAGUAGUGGGCUUUCUUUUGAAGGCAGAUCUCUAUGUGUGCUUGCAGCAGCAUUUUUGCUUGCGGAAGAGAGAUGAGAAAUAGCAUGUUGGCAUAUGAGGUCGUGGUACCUGUAGCAGAUGCACAGAAUUAGGCACACAUCAGCAGAAAAUGUCCUCCUGGGCAACAUGUGAUCCCACAGUUGAGGAAAUGUCUGAUGUGUGUCGCCUUUGUUCUUUACGUCUCAACUUCUGCUUUCUAAUAUUUCCAUCCCUAAUUACUGCCUGGAAUAUCAUGUUGUUGAUGUAUUUCAGGUUCAGCAAGGUUGAUGUCAUAGAAUGUAUUGUUUAAGUUGUUUUCCCAGCAACUAAGUUAAGCAAGAUUCUAAUCUCAGUUAUAAACAACAAAAAAUGAGACACAUUUGAGCUCACAUACAACGGGUUAAGCCUUUCUGGAAUGGUGGUACCAAUAGGUUGCUUCUUGGGGCCUUAGUCACAACUAUGAGCAUUAAGAUGUCUUCAGCCUUAUCCAUUUAUUGAACGAACGUUGGUAAUAACAUUGAGUGAUUUCACCCUAAGAAUAGUGGGCUUUCUUUUGAAGGCAGAUCUCUAUGUGUGCUUGGCCAUUUUCUGUCAGCCUUUACAUAGUAAAGUUUUAAUUUGUAUUAAUAAAGACAACAGCAUAUAUUUUAAGGCCAUCCCUCUCAAAAGAUUGAGGUUGACAAAGAGGGAAGGGUCCAUUAAACAAGCAUAGCUCAUAAGAAAGUGCUUGGGCAGGGAAUGUUGAAAGAGAGUGUGUGCGAGACAGAGGGAGCGACAGGCUCUCUCUGAGUCUCACUGAGAGGGAGGGGUGAAUGAGGGGAAGUGGAGAUGGCUUUCCCGUAAAUCAGCCAUAGCCAAUCACAAGCUGCCUCGCUCGCCUCACUCAGCUGGACACGAGCCAGAAAGAGAAAGAAUGAGAGAGAGAGAGAGAGAGAGAGAGAGAGAGAGAGAAUGAGAGAGAGAGAGAGAGCCUGUAAGGCACUGCUGCAAGGUUGACGGCUGUAGAAGUCAAAUGCAUACUUUUCUUCCUGCGCUGGGGACAAAAAGAAUCUAUCCGUGACAGAGAGGAAGCAAAGGUUCCUGCCCCAGCCUGCCUCAUUGGCAGGUGAAAAAUGGCGGUGACCGGGAGGUUUCUGAACUCCACCAUGCCCUUCAGAGGGCCACCCCUGAAGGGCUCCUUCGACAAAAGCAUCCACACCAAUCCCCCCCCAACAGAGCAGGACUUCAAGCACGAGGUCAAGGUGGGAAAGGAGCCCAGUGUGGCCCCUUAUAAUAGCGCUCUGGCCAGAGUCAUCACCCAUGGUACCGCAGAGCAGGUCGGAACCCAAUCAUUCAGGUCGCCCAAGCACACAUGCCAGUUCAUCGCCCAAGCCCAAUGUGAAUCUCCGGAGUCGCAGGAGUUCUCUCCCACGUACACAUCUCCCCCGCACUCUUACAGGCAAGAUUACAGACCCAGCCCUCCCCAGAGCAGCCACCUGUCCCAUGCUGAGCCCCCUGUGACAGCGCCCCCUGUGGAAACACAGCAGCAAGUUGGCAGGAGGAGGCAUAGGAGGAAGCAUCGGCGUCGGCGGAGGAGCAAGAAGGGGGAGGGAGUGCCCGGGGUGCCCGAACAGGAGACUGGAGAGAUUCCCCCGGAGUUGCAUCCUAUACACGCAGCUCUGACAGAACAGGGGGUGUUGUCAGAGUUCAGCAGCAGCAGCAGCAGCAGUGAGAGCGUUUGGGUCCAGGAGACUGGAGGCUGGGAGACCCCGUCAUCCAACCUCUAUUGCCACCCCUUCGGGCAUCAAAGCCUGGAUGUUGCAGGACCAGGUGCCCCAGACUCUGCCUCGGAGCUAGCUGUCAAGGCAUUCAGAGCCGUGGUAACCUAUGAGGAUAAGAGGGAUGGGAGGGAGUAUAUCACCCCCUUCGUGGAGGCAGUGGUGAGAGACUUCCGGGAGAAAGAGGACCAACCGCAGGAGGAUGAUAUCAACGAGGGUUUAAUCCUCCAUGAGAGGCUGAAGCCGGUGGAUUCUGAGUACCUGGAAGGCCGCGAGUACAGUAGCAGCCUGAUCAAAAGUGGUUCCUAUGGAGAUGUGUGCCGCAUCCGGGACAACAACACAGGUUUUGAGUGCGCUGCCAAAAAGGUGCCCCUAGAUCGGUUCAAAAGUAUGGAGGUAGGUGCGUGGAGCUGCCUGCUUCCCCUGCCCUGUGUGGUGGAGCUCUUCGGUGCAGUACGGGAGGGACCCAACAUCAUCCUCUUCAUGGAACUCAAGUCUGGCUCACUGGGGCAGCUCCUGGAGCAGCGGGGGCGGCUGCCGGAGGACCUGGCCCUGUACUACUUCACCCAGGUGCUGGGGGCGCUGGAGCACCUCCACCAGAGGCAGAUCCUGCAUCUGGAUGUCAAAGCUGAUAACGUGCUGCUGUCAGAGGAUGGGAAGAACACCUUUCUGUGUGACUUUGGACACUCAGAGAAACUGAAUACACAUGGCCAGUGCGUCAGACUAAAUACAGAUAUGAAAGGCACAGAGACACACAUGGCCCCCGAGGUGGUGAAAGCAGAGCGCUGCGGCACCAAGGCAGAUGUGUGGAGCUGCAGCUGCAUGCUCCUGCACAUGCGCACGGGCUGCCACCCGUGGACACGCCUCUACUCCCGCCCACUCUACCUCACGAUAGCCAAUGAGCCGCCACCCUUGAGGGAGAUUCCACCUGACUGCAGCCCCCUUAUCACUGACAUCUUGAAGGCGGGACUUCAGAAAGAGCCAAUGAGGAGAGCAUCACCGUCAGAGCUGAGGGUACAGGCAACACAAGCCCUCCAAGCAGUGGGUGGACUCACCAGCCCUGUUAAAGGACCGUACGUAAAACCAUUGAAGAAGUUAGACAGGCAUAACCCUGCCCCGACUGAUGCCACCGCCACCACACCCACACCCACACCCACAGCCACACCCCACCCCACCCCGCCAGCCUCCUCAGCCAGUCUGUCCCCGGUGCCGGGGCGAAAGAGAACCACCUCCAGGUCGAAGACUUGCACUCAGCCGGAGGAGCGGGAGUGGGAGACACAAGAGGAGGAGGGGGAGCGUUCGCCACUGUCUCCAGCUCCUCUGCACACAGUCAACGUGACCGCCGCCACCACUGCCUCCGAGCAGGAGCCAUGCAAGCUGGAGAGGGGUGAGAGGGUCAUCAUAGACUUCUUCCUCAGUAGUCUCUCUCUGCCCCACACUGCUGAGAUCCAGGAGCAGCUCCUCUCCUGCCUGAGCAGUGAGGGGCCCUCACACUUGGACUUAUGGGACAAAAAGGACUCAGGCCGCUGGUCUCUCAGCCCGGGUGAAGAUCUGAGCUCAGGUGUGUUUUCCAGCAACAGCCAAUCAGAGAGCCAACGCUUCAGCAUGGACUGGCUGGGCACUCCCCACCUGCAGCCUCCCCUUUGCCUAGGAGGGGUGGAUGUUUGCAUCCAGGACUUCGACGGCCGAUGUAUUCGCAUCCGUGAGAAACCCAAAGUCAGUGUGGGCCACAUCGCCCGUGGAAUCAGUGAGCAGAUCUCAGAGCCGGUGUUUAGCCUGCAGAGUAUGGAUGGCCGUCCUGUGUCACACAAUGAGGAAGUGCAAGAGUCCGGCCUCCUCCUGCGCUGUGUCCACGCCCCUGACUGUAACCACUCUGGCCACACCCCCUCCUGCACUCUGCCCUGGAGGUGGAGGAUCAAAGAUGGCUGCCUGGAGGCCAAAAACUGAAUUCUUCUACUUGUUUAGCCAUAUCCACAUCCCUUCAUCCUUCUUUUGUGAUCUUGUUGCUGUCCAUGAGAACGUUCAGGUUUUAUUCUUGUAGAUAGGGGGAGCAAGCAGAACGUUUUUGGCUAUCAUUUGGUACUAAGCUUUGCUAGAACAUUUGCAGUAUGAGUUUUAGCAGCUUUGACCUUAUCUUUGCAUUUUCAGAGUAUCCAUGUAAACUUGCUCAAUGUUUAAGUCCUUGCUGUGAGUAUAUGUUGUAUUCAAUUGCAUUUUCAAGUUUUAUGUUACGGUUUAUGUUACUGUUUACUUUAAAAGCUGUAUUGAAGUUGCAGGAAGAAAGAAGAAAUUGUCCUGUACUUUGUAAUCAGCAGCUAAAAUGUUACCAUGGCUGGACUGCAUCAACCAAUCAGGAGAGCCUCACACUGCCAGGACACACUGCCUUCAAAUUAUCUUGAAUGUACUGUACAUUGCACAUUUAAGAGAUGAGUUUAACAAGUUAAAAAACACUUUGAGCAGCAUUAAAAUUCAAAUCUUUUACCUCAACUGGCAUUUUUUUUAUGCAGUGUGGCAUGGGAUAUAUCCUUAUGCCUGUGGCUGACUAGUUUUUAUGAAGGCAGAAUAUUUUCCAUCCUUGGGAAGGGGAGCAGUAGGAGUCAAGUCCCACACUUCACCACUCAUGUCACCCCAUGUUCUCUCUUCUUGCUGUUUUAUCUCCUCACUUGUACACAGGAUAGGACUUGUCUGCUUACUGGUAACAGUUUGAAUGUUUAUCCCCUGGCUCUCAUGCCUAAAGCUGAAGUGUUGUGAAAGACUAAUCAUUCAGCUCAACGUUGAUGUAGAGUUAAGUUAAGCUACUGUGAGUUGUUGCAUUUCAAUGAAGGCAUCAUAUAUAUAUAUAUUAUCAUAUAAUCCAAUGUGCUGUCUGUAGCUGGGUUUUCUUCGCAUCUGUAAAACAUGACUCACACUCACUCACUCAAAGUCAUCUGAACAUCUGAAGACAAAUAAAUGCAUGUCUGCCAAAUGCUUAAAUGUAUGAAAUGAAAGCUGACAUGAGCCUUUCCAUUGUGUUUUGGCUCCAUUGUUCUAAGGGGGAUCAGGCCCUGGGCUGGAUAAAGCACCUUGAGACAAUUGUAUUGUUUUGGCGCUAUAUAAAUAAAAUAUAAUUGAA
This is a messenger RNA of Clupea harengus (Atlantic herring), 4946 nucleotides long. It is a transcript of the gene map3k14a, whose product is annotated as mitogen-activated protein kinase kinase kinase 14a. Gene Ontology annotation, biological process: protein phosphorylation; canonical NF-kappaB signal transduction. Gene Ontology annotation, molecular function: protein kinase activity; ATP binding. Lineage: Eukaryota; Metazoa; Chordata; Actinopteri; Clupeiformes; Clupeidae. The record is from RefSeq and is a predicted model, not a curated record.